AUGUACGCUCCGGUAGUCGUUGAGAUUGUAACCUACUUCUACCCGGUUGGGAACACCUCCGCGGUUCAUCUGACCCGAAAUCUCCCAAUUGAAGAACCUGCAGAUAUUCUGCUAUUGGGCUGCGGCGACAUACGCAGUAUUCUGUUCACCUUCUACAACGAUCAAGAUCUCAUUCGACGGACCGAUGUGACUUGCUGCGAUAUCGAAGCCGCAACUAUUGCGCGUAACAUCCUACUCCUCAGCCUCAUCUUGGAUGAUGAAUAUGGCGCCCUCAAUUCGCAGCUUUCUCAAGCGUCUAAACUCUAUUACCUCGCUACGUCAUUGAAGAGCUGGCAUGAUGGCAAAUAUGGCGGGCGACUCAGAUUUUGCGACAGCAGUACGAUGAAGAGAGUAAGAGAGGUGUGGAAUACCUACCGUGUCCCGGAAUUCAACAGUAAUAGGUAUAAACGUUGGAUCCAGCAUGCUGAUUCGGCUAUUCAAAGAGCCAUGAAGUCACGAAAGGCGCGCAUGGGAGAGUCAACUAUUUCCCUUUCUGGAAUCCGAUCUGCAGCUCCUGCUGGUAUCAAAGCUAUCACAGACGCCCCAACGCUUGGGCAGCAUUUUUGGGAUCACGGUACGACGGAGGAGAGACUUAUAGGUGUAUCAAAGGCAGACCAUAUCAACCCGAUGUUUGUCACCGACUCGUCCACUCUCCACUAUGGCACAGACCCGUUACUUGGGUUUCAUCUGGCCACUGCCUACUCCCCACUACAUAAGGAGUCCCCCUUACACUCCGAGUCAAUGCGUAAGAAGAAUUUGCCAUUCAAGGUCGUUGAGGCCGCACGAGUGCAAUUCGCAGCCUGGGCGAAGGCAUUUCGACAGAGUUCAGCACAGGAUACGACCCUCCGGUUCUUCGUAGGUGACGUGAUUAGCUUCUCAUAUGCGCUUCAGCAUGCAAACACUACGAGAAUCAAACCCGCAAACAUAUAUCGUGAUUCGUAUCACUGGGAUCCGAUCGUCCUGAACGGCUCCGAUUACGCCGAAGCGGGCGCCGCGCCGCUACAAUUCAACGUAAUUGAUACCUCUAAUCUCAUCGACCAUGUCGGCUCCUUGAACCUGCUUGUUGCUGUCGCGCCAUUGUUGAGCAACAAUAGCUCUUCCAGUCUAUACACUGAGAGUAUGGUACAGCGAGAAGGGUCUCAGCAGGAAUAUAUCAAUAGCAUAAUGUGUGGGCAUUUCCCGACAAUUUCAACGCUGAUGGGUCUGUUCCCUGUCGAGUACUGGGCCAAUUCAUCGCCAUAUUCUUUCGUUGACGACUUGCUCUUGGAAUCAAACUAUGGAACGGCUGAUGACAGCUCCCAACUGAGACCGAUGCACAUCAAAUUGACCUGGAGGCGAACAGCUGCGGGACCAACAUCGCCGGCGUUGGACACUCAGGUCAGGCUGCACCUGGAUAAGCUCGGGCUGGCUCGGAUACUGCAUAAAGUGUAUCUCAACAUGUUUCGGCACGAGAACGUCCAAUUUCUGCUCUCUAAUCUCAGUCCAUGGUCUCUGUCAAACUACUUCAUGCCGCGCUUCCAUCGAGGCAGCUUCGCCCUCAUUCUGCGCUUUGUGCGCAGUCGCGUUGAGACAGACUGGGAUGGGAUGAUGGGCCAUCUUCUGGACCUCAUCGAGACCGAAACCACAGUCUUGAUGGGCUUGAACUACAUUCAAGAGCUAUAUCUAUAUCUGAAAUUGUAUGGUGUGCUGUCAGUGCCUACAUUAUCGUCAUCGCCGAUGCAAUCGAACUCCCCUGGCGCUACCUCAGGAAGUCUGAGAUACUGGAAGAAUAUUCCUCCCAUAUUAUGUGCUACCUUGAUCGUUCCGAGGGAGAAGAUCAAAGUAAUCACAAACGUCGACGCUACAGAGAUCGGGAGUCCCAUCAUGCACUGCGUAAUACAAUCGUCUCCAAGCUACCAGUCCCAGAGAUGGCAGAACAUCUUCUCCGUGGUGCAGGUCUCCUUUGGCAACCUCUCCACAACUGGGAUACGAAACACCGACUCAUUCCAAGUCAGCAUCAUAGAAGACGAGCUCAGGUGGCGCGGUAGCUCCGCUCUCAUUGUGUCGUUUCUGGUCCCGACCUGGAUAUUGCUGCUGGAGCCCCAAGCUGCCAAAAUAUCCUUUGGAAUUCAAAGCACCCCAGCAGCUGCGCAAACUUUUUUGCGCACCCUUGGGCCAGAGAUGACCAUCUUCGAGACGACGUUGGAAAAUGAAAGCAGCCUGUUUUUCUCCCAAUUUCCACCAAACCAGAAGGACACUUCUUCUUUGCUACCUUUCCCAAGCCGUGAACAUGAGGUUUCAACCAUAGAAAAAGCUAUUGUCAAAAGCAAAAUCACCGCAAAUAUUGACUCUACUACAACGAAGAUGACGUCUCUGGCUUGCCGUCUUCAGAUACUCUCCGAGGAUAUCCAGAAAGCAUUGCAAAGCGGCGGCUUGGUCCAGACAACCCAGACGUCUCCGUGUGGCUUCCUUGAGAUCUUUGGUCCCAAGUCUAUCCCAGUCGCCUUUCAAUUUCCCUCGCCUGUGGUCAGAAUGAAUAGCAAGACCAGGAUCGCUCGAAAGUCCUUGUACAUCGAGGUCGAAGCACCGUUGGCCGAAGCGACUGUCUGGAAAACCUUCCCAGCACAUCUCUAUCCGGUCAUCUUGGCUUCCAGCGCUCCGGUUGCAUGGAAUUGUUCGCGGCUGAACUUAGACCGCCUGCCAACUAUUGACACUUCGAAGCUUGCAGAGAUCGAGUGGCUCGUCACGCACGCCAGCGGAAUGUUCAAUACAAGAGAACGCCAGCUGAAGACCCAGCCGACAGCCACAAAUGCCGAGCAUGACGUUCGCUUCGCAUUCAGGGACUCUCUGUUCUCGCUGUUCAUGAUUUUCACAGGGCUUCAGGGACGGAAAUCAAAUAUGACUACCCUCCAUAAUCCUACUGGUGGCGGCGUGCACGCAAUCAUCCUCAUCAGCAGUCUGAAACUCGAUCUCAACAAUCGUACGGUGGUCCUUGACUGCGCAGUGCUGUCUCUCACUGAUCGACUCAUGCCCCGACUGGGCCCGUUUCUUGGCGCAUUUUCUGGACAAAAGGUUUGCCACAUCAAGGUCGAUGCUGACGAACUGCAACUGUGGAAGCAGAAUCUACCUGCGAUGGUGGAACGCUGUCGGUCAUGGCCGCACCAAGCUCGCUGCGAGUAUCGCGCUCAGUCGCGCAUUCCUCUGUCGACAGAAAAUGGUCAACCAGUUAUCUGUUCUUGUGGAAGUGGUAAGGUGCCGGCGAAUUUUAUUAUUGGAGUCCCACAUUGGGAGUCGGUUUCACGGUACUUUGUGCGGGCUGCCAUAUCCCUGUGCUUCUCGACCGCGUUCUCAGAGCAGUUGUUUGAUUUGAGUAUUUUCAGGGAGAAGGUUCAUUCCAUGCCCGAGUGAGUUGACCACAAACGAUAUCGAGUCCGUAGCGAAGUCUGCGAAGCAGGACCAAAAUUGUUUUGGAAGGCGACAGAUCUCGACUGUCGCUCGGAGGAGGGGUCAAGCAUUGGUCUCAUGUUCGUGGUUGGGGUUGUCAUUGGUGUUACCAUCCAGAGCAGCAAUGUGGCUGUUUAACGCAUUAGCACCCGUCC
Lindgomyces ingoldianus is the source of this 3617-nucleotide messenger RNA. RefSeq lists its product as uncharacterized. The record is from RefSeq and is a predicted model, not a curated record. The transcript is spliced from 4 exons. The coding region runs from base 1 to 3426 and encodes 1141 amino acids. NCBI's taxonomy places the organism in Eukaryota, Fungi, Ascomycota, Dothideomycetes, Pleosporales, Lindgomycetaceae.